AUGCCCAAUGUCGUACUAAAUAGUCCUAGGGCUCGUUUUACUGUCUUCAAGUUUGUUUUCUGUCUGUCUCAAGCCGUUUAUGAUGUAGGUGACCUCGUCGCUCAACGAAAUGAUGGAAACAAUUCAAAGCACUUGCCUGGGCUUGUAGCUGUUCCAGAAUGUCCAGGAGGAGUUGUGGAGGACUGUUCUGUGGUGGUCGAUCCAUGUGUGCCGCUUCCGGCAAGUAGUGAAGCACCAGCUGUUGUUGAGCCACCAGUCACACUUGCUGCGGUACCUGAUAUGUCAUGGUACCGAUUAUCGAAUGAUCGAAUGCGUAUCCUUGCUGAUGAUAUCGAUGUUCCGCUUGGAUCGACCGCAAUUUUGCCUAUGCCUGAUGUCCCUAGAGCACGUAUUCGAAAGCAAAUGAGGAAGAUCUCUCAAUCAGCAGAAGACCUACGAAUAGACCCGGAGGAGAUCCUUUUCUGUUCUCUCUGUUUUGAAGAACACCCCGAACUUCCUGAGGACAUGGACCCCGAUGAACCAGAUGCGAGAGAAAAGCAAUGGAUGCUUGUACACAAUGUCGCCUUUGGGUUCACGCUGUAUGUGCUCGAGGUAUACCACAGAGAAACUUGUCAAGCUUGUAAAACUGGAAAGUACAGUAUUUAUGUGUUAAUCAGAAUGUAA
Cooperia oncophora is the source of this 663-nucleotide messenger RNA. NCBI's taxonomy places the organism in Eukaryota, Metazoa, Nematoda, Chromadorea, Rhabditida, Trichostrongylidae. The record is from the annotation of a GenBank genome assembly.